This is a messenger RNA of Scatophagus argus, 3036 nucleotides long. It is a transcript of the gene mmadhca, whose product is annotated as metabolism of cobalamin associated Da. Gene Ontology annotation, biological process: cobalamin metabolic process. Bases 149 to 1051 code for a protein of 300 amino acids. The transcript has 8 exons. NCBI's taxonomy places the organism in Eukaryota, Metazoa, Chordata, Actinopteri, Scatophagidae. Gene Ontology annotation, cellular component: mitochondrion. The record is from RefSeq and is a predicted model, not a curated record.
ACCAAAGAUGACUGUUGAUGUAACUGCAACGCGAACUGCGCAUGAGUAGUUCCUCCUUCGUCACUUCCUGUCGUUGUUUUGCUAGAGUGUAGCAGCGGACGUGCAACUUGACAGGUUAAAGUUAGAAAGCAGGCGGAGACGAACCACAAUGUCCAGCAAUGUGCUGUGUGGUCGAGGCAAGUUGGUCUUCUCUCAGACUGCUGGCUAUCAAGCAUUAGCUGCUCUCCGUGUGGGCAGAGCCAGACCCUUCUCUGCUGCAAGCUCAGAUGAGCCUUAUGUAGUUGUAUCACCCACAGAUUCAGGCCCCAGGACUGUGUGGCCUGAUGAGAACAUGGGACCAUUUGGACCUCAGGACCAACGCUUUCAGUUACCAGGUAACGCUGGGUUUGACUGCCACUUGGAGGGCAUUGGGAACCAAAAGAAGACUCCAGUCCACAGGACGGUGCCUGAUGUACUCACUGCUCCAAGCAGCACAGAGAGACAGCAGUUCAUACUCGCCCAGUUUAUUAAUGAGUUCCAUGGAAAGCUUGGUCCUAUUUCCACAAGAGUCCACAAAGCAGAGCAGUACUUUAAUCAGGGAGGCACAGACUGCUCUGUCAGUUCCUGCCCUGAGCUGUUAAAGAAAGAUCUUGAGCAGCUGUUCCCAUCAGCCCCCGUCACUCCUAUUACAGUUGUGACGAUCACACAGAAGAGCCGCCAGUUUGAGGAGGCGGCAGAAGAGGACAGAGAUCAGCUGCUUCACAGAUUUGUGAGCGGUGCAAAGGAAAUGUGCUUCUCUCUGUGGACUGCAGGCUACUGGGCAGACUUCAUUGACCCAACAACAGGAGCAGCUUUUUUUGCAUCUUCAUCGAAUCAAACCACACUCCGAACGGAGGACGAGCUGAGACAUCUGGGCUUCCACAUUGAAGUGUCAGGCUCCUGCACGGUAAUUCGCCACAUCCUAAGGGGAACACCUUUGUUUGUGGGGACUGUUUUCACCAAUGCACCUUCUCACAGUGCUGCUAUUGCAAGACUACAAGGACUUUCAAAUGUACUUGAUGAUGAGGAAUAGGAUUUUUUUUUAUUAUUAUUCCACACAACUAAAUCCAAACACAAGGUCUUUAUUUAUGGUUUGAAGAAGCUUGAAACUUGAUGUAUGGUAGUGUUGGUACAUGGAUGUGCAGAGGUUGUAAUAAGGACUUGACUCUAGGACUCUAAUGUGGACGUCGACAUUGUGCCUGUCCGAUAAGAGACGUCAACCCUCCUUAUCCUGCACUACAUUCAGGGAGAAACACAUUCUGUGCAGUGGGUAGGGUUCUGACUACAAAUAAAAGACUUUUCAGACUGAAUAUCUGUUAUUUGAAAAGUCUGUAGCCAAUGUUAACACUUUAGAACGUGUCAUCAUCUGUGUUUUAUGACAUAAGCACCAUGGAUUUGAAAUGGAAACUGCCAAAACUUUCUCAGGCAGCUGUUAGUAGCUCAUGUGAAGAGAUUCAAACAACAACUUAAGAACUAAAAAAACUAGUACAGCAUUGUUUUUCUGUGUCACAUGGUGUAAAGAAAUAUGGAUACUGUUUCAGUUGAAACACCGCAGCUGUGAAAGUUAGAAAUCUUGAAUAAAUCAAAUGACUUCUCAUCAAGCUGCAGUGAUGCUCUGUUUUCCUGGAGCUUUCAGUGUCAGCUUCUCAACAGAAAUGUUGAGGACCACGAGGGGGCUGUUCCCAUUACGGUAACUUGGGAUCACAUGAUCAGCACUCCAGUUAUAUCAAUGAUGAUCAUGGAUCAGUUAAAAGUGUAUUUAAAUUGAAUUGCAGCAUCAGGAAAUGUGCACAUUGAGUCAAAGCUGCUCCACCCGUUGAGUGCAAUGUUCCUUUAUAUCCAAAUAUCCAGUAAGACUUUUGUCUUAUUGAGUAUUUGAUUUAAUCAGCCACAAACCUGGUGUGUGUCCUACCUACUGUAUGUGUGUGCACUGCUAAAGUCAGCUCGUUUAUGUUAUAAUGUGAAUAAAACAGCGAUACUUAUUUUUCACCAAAUCAUGGCUGAUUAGAUUUACUGCAGACAGUCUGGCGCACACCUUUUUUUCAGUCAUCAUGAAGGUUGUUUUUAGGUUGUACCAGACUCAUUUUAUGUCAGACUCUGGAUAUAGUCAGUACUUCUCCAGCUGCAUCUGACACAUCCUAUUCAUAUCAAAAAGUGGAUAAUACAAUAAAAAAAUGAAUACAACAAAAAAUGGAAGGGAACAUCCUAAAGGUGGCAGGAUGCUUCUCUUCCCUCUGUGGUGAUGGUGCUGAUUCAGUCUCCAAACUGAGGACCUCACAGUGAGAUACUGAUGUGUUUGGACUAACUUUGGUCUUGCCUCUGCUGAAAAAUCUCUUCAGUUUGGUUAGGUUAGUUUUCCUGAAUCUUUGAGCAGCUGUGCUUUUUAUGUCCUGGCAAGAGCUUCUUCAAAAGCCACAUCACUGGCCACCGUGGCAGCCUGCAACAGCUUUGCAGAUCCAAACUCUCGACAAAGGUUUUUGUAGACUGUGAUGUGCACACUUCCAAUGGUCUGUGGGAGAGUGGAUCUUAUUUCUCCCACAGUCCUCUUUCUCAGCCAUUCCAGCAUACUAUCAAAGUCCACGUUGUGUAUUGAUGUCUGGGUGGAGUGAGCAAUGUGAUCCAGAAGCUUGAAGAGAAAGACAGUGAGAAAGGUCUUCUCUUGCUCCCACAACUGCUCCUUCUCUUCGGGACUGGCACAACACUUUACACUCAGACCAUCUUCCUGCUCCUGCUCAGCCUGCGAGGAGAAACUUCUAUGAAAUGAAUCAUAACUUUCUGAAGAACUGGUAAAACACAUUAUGCUGUGACCACUGGAAGGGAAAGUUAUUUCCUGCUCCGAUUCAGGUGAGAUCUCAUCGCUACAAUCUGUGCAAAACUUAGCAACAUCCAUCAUGUUGUGUGCCCUGGAGUCCUUGCUUUCACUCUCACUGGACAGAAAUUGUUCACUCUCAGGUGUUGUAUUCAGAUUGCUAGCUAAAUGUUGUAAUGUUAGAAUGAUAUUAUAAAAUAUCUUGUGAA